This is a messenger RNA of Micropterus salmoides (largemouth bass), 2448 nucleotides long. It is a transcript of the gene cunh1orf53, whose product is annotated as chromosome unknown C1orf53 homolog. The record is from RefSeq and is a predicted model, not a curated record. Bases 236 to 691 code for a protein of 151 amino acids. The transcript has 3 exons. Lineage: Eukaryota; Metazoa; Chordata; Actinopteri; Centrarchiformes; Centrarchidae.
AUAAGGAAGUACAACACUUUCUGUUCAGGCAAAACUGAGAGGAGGAGGCUAAAAGUAAAUAUGUAACAUAGACAAUCUUUGAUAAGCACAACAGAUGUCACUGUAUUUACUGGUUUGAGAUGGUCUUCCCCCCCCCGGUAUCUUCUAUCUUUUUGCACACACGGUCAAGGCAAGAAGCGAUUUCAAAGUUGUCCCAACUUCGUUUCUAAACCAGACAGUAGUUAGUUACAGGAGCAUGUUUCAUCAGAAUUGCCCGGGUAAAGCAUUUGUCAGCAGAUUGAUUCUUCUACAUGUCCAGUUUAAUAAACGACUUGUAACAAUGUCGAUACCAAACCUCUCAGAAGAAAUCUCGAAAGGACUGAGAAGCAGAAGCAAGUUACAGAUCAAUGCAGACAGGAGUGAAGCAGACUUCAAUGACGUGGUGACAAGCAGCAUGGGGGGUGAAAAAGACCUGGCUGGAAGAAAGUUCACAGAGGAAGAGAUGGACAUCUAUAGAACCCACAGAGAGGCAUGCGAGGCAAAGAAGCAGAUGUAUGUCGACCCUUCCAGUGGGUACAAGGUGUUCACAGAGUAUGCCCACCUUCAGAGAGGGAAAUGCUGUGGCUGUGCGUGCAGACAUUGUCCAUAUGGCCAAGUCAACGUGAAGGACCCUGCACUGAAGAAACAAUUUAAUUCUCUGUUUUAUGUAUAGGCCUAACAUGACCGAGGUAAAAUGCCUGUUUAGAAUGGAACCCAUCAGGUUGCUUGUCUUCUGCCUGUCGUUAUUUGGACUACUUGAGUCAUUUUUUAGCAGUGUACUAAAUGAUGAAAUUUGGGUUCUAUCUGUGCAAGACCUGCCUCCUAUGAAUCACAACUAUUCUCCGGAUUAUUUUCAUUCUCACAAUACAGGGAAGUAGGAGAAAUUAUUUGUUCACUAGAACCUCAUGUAAAUAGUCUUUUAUCACAUUUUGGCUUUGCUUUAUUUUUCUUAUAUUUUUCUCAAAUGUCCAAUGAAAUGCCUUGAGCUUCAUUUUGCAUUUCUCUUUAAAAGUAUUUAAUAUUUUGUGGUAUUCCACUCCUCUGAUGCAUUUACAAGGGUUGUGGGAGUAUGGAGAUGAAAACUGAAAGAGCAUUUUAGAUGUUCGCCCUCAAGAUAAAGGGCAUAUAAGCGAAACUAACUGUAGAUAGUCAGAUGGAGUCUGGUGCUCUUUUGCUUUGCAGCUCUUGUUAUUUUUUUCUCCCAAAUGUACGACUGCAUGAAUAUUAGCAUCAUUUACACUCCACAAGUGCUCAACUGAACUGUCUACCUUUGACUGAAACACAGUGUUGUUAAAAAUAGGCAGAGGCCAAGGGUCAGCCCUUACACAUGGCUGUGCUGCUUUUACACCACUUGAUGGAAUCAGGCUGUUAACAAACAUGCCAUGGACAUCAACAGCAGCCGUCCCCACCGGACUCGCAGCUCAGCCUCCUGGCAACACUUGGCUACAGCGCAGCUCCCUGCGGCUGCUCUCCUGAGCUGCAGCCUAAUGAACUCCUGGGCCCUCUUAUCCCAGCACUGCAAUAGAUCAGCUCAUGUUCACUAGCAUGUUUAAACGCACACAUGCACUGGCAGGCUUUCUCCAUCUGAACACCCUGUGGCUCCUAAUAGGCCAAUAUAGAAUAAAGGUUGCACUAAACGCCGCACUUUGUAGCCCACAGUGAUAGUACAAGGUAAGGUCAAGCGCUCAUACAGAACUACCUGUGCGUGCAAGAGAUGUUGAGGAAAGAUGUGCCACUUGAUUUGUGAUUUGUGAGUGCAUGUGAGUAGGCAGCGCAAUGCCUUCAGGCGCUGGCUCUGAACCUGCCACACACACUCGCCUGUCUCAGCCUGAUUGGGCAAACAGCGUCGGGAUGAGAGGAUCUGUCUGCCGCGGAAUUCUGUUGCAACCGCCUACUGGCGCGACCACAAUUUUCCUCGGCAGGUGGGUCCCAAAGGCAAGUGCUUAGUGAUCGGAGCAAAGCCCUGUGAGCGGCUACAAGGAGAUUCAUGAUCCCAACAGUGCUGGGGAGGACAGGUUCUUGGGGAUGCGUCGUCAGGCGGGAUGAGAGGCGAAUUUAUUUGGUGUUAUUCUAAACCGAGGCAGCGGAGCGUGCGGCAGCAACAUUUCUACAGCGGGACGGUGAAGGUGUCAUACUCAUCAAGUACCUGGGCCCGCUUGCCUGCCGCUGCUCUGCGAGUUUUGCCUAGGGACUUGUCUGUCACAUUAAAGUAGAUGCAUUGCCAUUCAGGGCCUCGGCGGUCCCGCAGCCUGACCAUGAAAUAGGCCAACUUUCAUGUCUGCAUCAUCCCUCCACGUCUUCCCAAUCCAGCGAUGGCACAGUUUGAAAUGUUUUUUUUUUUUCAUCAUGUUCUAGCCUAGCAGUUGGUGACUGAGACACAAACAGCACAGAAAUCCCUUCAACAGAUUUAUGGAGAAAUUUACUUGAAAA